Messenger RNA from Diorhabda carinulata, 13468 nucleotides. RefSeq names its product Krueppel-like factor 7. The coding region runs from base 421 to 1344 and encodes 307 amino acids. The record is from RefSeq and is a predicted model, not a curated record. Lineage: Eukaryota; Metazoa; Arthropoda; Insecta; Coleoptera; Chrysomelidae. Gene Ontology annotation, biological process: regulation of transcription by RNA polymerase II. Gene Ontology annotation, molecular function: RNA polymerase II cis-regulatory region sequence-specific DNA binding; DNA-binding transcription factor activity, RNA polymerase II-specific. The transcript has 5 exons.
CACUAGAUCAGUCGUGGUGCCGCGAGGCUCAGGAGUUAGUGUAGAGAGUAACAUUUUGCUCCGUUUAUUGUUAAAUACCCUAAGAACUAAGUUUAAAUACCCGCUGUAAUUAUAAAAACUAUAUUAAUAACGUCAAAAUAAACUCUGUUUACGUCUAAUUAGAUAUACACGAUCCUUCUUAUGCGUUUAACCAAACAUUUUAUAUAAAAUUGUGUGUAUUUGUUAUGUUAUUCAGUGAAACAUAAACUCUAGUGUCAAUUCCUGCAGUAUUUUACUGUUACUGCUGUGCUACUGUUUGAAGUGGUAAACUUAUUGGUUAUAGAAUGCCGACAACGUGAUACAACUAUUAAGGAUUCUGUUGUCACUUAUUUAUAUGUGUUUCUUAGUGUUUCUGUGAUUCUUAGUGAGACGUGCAACACCAUGGAUAUAUUGCCGAGCGUUGACAUCUUCAGGGAGCUGCAGGACAUUCACGAUACUGGAUAUUUUUCAGCCCGACCUUCUUUGGACGAUCAUUGGCAACAGACAUGUUACGAAAUGGAGAGGUACCUCAAAGAUGAACCAAAAAUCAAAUCUCUCAAGAAACUUCCUACAGACGUGGAUAGAUCUUGGUAUGGCUACGAUUACAACGAUAACCAUUUUGAUGCAUUUUCGUCAGCCAGUUCUCCCAUGUCAUGGGACGGAGCCCUCUCUUGUGCCAUCUUGGUGAAACAGGAACCCAUCGAUGAUGAGGAAGAAGAUGAUGACGAUGAAGAUAGUGAUUUGCGAUUACGUCUUUCUUCCCGAAAUCCAACUACGCUGACACCUCCAUCUUCCCCAGAAUCUGGCCAAGGGGGCUUAAGUAACGAAAGCUCUAGUGCUAGUGACUUGGACGUCUGCGGAGUGCGGAUUAGCAACCGGAACACGAUCGUGCGAGUGCGCGCAUCGGGUCUCACUCGGUAUAUUUCGGUAGUGCCGUCAAGACCACCGGUUAAUAGUAGUAAUAAUAAUAAUAAUAGUAAUAGUGUUAAUAGUAUAUCGACGUCUUCUCAUCAUCAGCCGCAAAAGCACCAUUCCCGUUUGGACCAUUCGCCAGAUAGUAAAAGGCGAAUACAUAAGUGCCAAUUUCUCGGUUGCAAGAAGGUUUAUACGAAGAGCUCGCAUUUAAAGGCCCAUCAGAGAACACAUACAGGAGAGAAACCCUACAAAUGUUCAUGGGACGGGUGCGAAUGGAGAUUCGCCCGCUCGGAUGAACUGACACGACAUUACCGUAAACACACAGGAGCCAAACCGUUUAAAUGCCGCCACUGCGACCGAUGCUUCAGCCGGUCCGAUCAUUUAGCAUUACACAUGAAACGGCAUACUUAGAUAGGUCUACCUCCUACUUCCGCAUCACUGCCAGUUACCUAAACAGAUAGUGAAAAUGAUUUAAUCUGACUUCUGUAUACGGGUUUCAAUGUACAGACUGUACUUUCGAGUGUAGAACAACAUCCGCAAAAGGAAUGGUGCAAUAAUGUUACAAUAUAUGAUGUCACAGCCAGGCUACAAACCCGCAUAAGUCAACACACAAUGUGUAUUUUGAAAGUACGAACUACAUAGACUGUUCCAAUCGAUAAUAUAGUGUCUAGUGUGUUCUGUGACGUCAUUUAUUUAUAAGAGAAUCCUCGUUACAUUGAUAUUGUGCUGUUAUUGCUUGAUGAUACUUGGGUUAAGAAACGGUUUUUUUUGGAGUAGGGGUAUUUCUUAGUUUUGUCUAAGGAUAAGAUAUUUGGGACAUUCAGUAAGGCAAUUUUCAAUUCGGAUUUUUAUUUAAAACGAAUAUUCGUAGAAAAAUUUUUGCAAAAUAGGAAAUUUUUAUAAAGCGGUAACGACGCUUUAGGAAAUAAUAUUAAUUAGUUUAUUGAGACACUUGGUGAUAUUAAAAAAAAGUAUUUAAUAACGUUAGUUAAAGUUGAAGCUCAUUGUAUCUAACUGAUGUUGAUUCUUAUGAUUAAAGGAAUUUAGUUCUUGUGAAAGUAAACUUAUUGGUACAAACGUAGUGUAUAUAGUAAACAAAUGUGAUGUGUAUUAAAUAAAAUUCCAUAAAAAUGCCUCGUCUUGGAUUGACGAAUCCAGAUAGAUGAAAUUAGAAAUGAAAAGAAAAAAGCAGAUGUGAAAAAAAGAUGAAAAACAAAGCAUAAAGUUAAUUGUUUCGAACAAAGAAGAAACAUCACUUUAGAAAUAAUUUGGAAACGAAGUAUGAUGAUAAAAAAAAUAAAAACGGGAUACCUCCGAAGGAUGUGGAAAUAGUGCAUUUCUACAGUUAAUUCUAAGCCUUUCUAACCUUGCGGGUGUAAGGCGUAAAUAUUUUCUAUUACUUUCCUUUCAUCUUAUCCCUUAUUCAAUUCAAUUUUUUUUAUUCUGUCGCUAUCUAACUUUCUUUUUUUCACGUUUUACUCGAUCUUCUUUUUUUUUUCUUAUUUGCUGUUCUUGCUCGUAUACUCUUCUAAUCAUUUUGCCUUCUCACAUUCUUGUAAAUUCUCCAAAACAUCUAAUUUAGUAUCUAUAGAUUAUUCAUGUAUGAAUUAUAAUUCUAUCCAUUAUCGUUUUACUUUCUGUCAUCAGAUAUCUCAUCUCCAUGCUCUUUUAUUUCUUUAGUGUUGUGUUGUGGUCCAUGUUUCUGCCCCGAAAGUAACUGUUUUGCAAUGGUGUGUUGUUAUUUCGUUCGCUAUCUAUUUGCUAUGUCUUUGCUUCCUUCUUAUUUAUCUUCAUGUUGAUGUUCUCAAAUCUUGCAUUUUACAUUCCGAAGUUUUUGUUCAUAGUUCUUACGUCUUUAGCGAUUGGUACAAUCUGUAUACUUGACAUUUUCCAUAUUCCAGUGUGCCAACUUGAACGGUGUCAAUUAUUAGAUGUUUUUCAUUUCUUCAUCAAAAACAUCCGAGAAGAGUAAUGGACUUACGUACUAGCACCUCGCAUUGUCCUAAUUAUUUUUGUGGUGAUGUGUAAAAAGAAAGAUGAAAAAUAAAAUCGGGAGACCUCAGGAGAAUGAGAAAAAACGCAAAAGUAGUACCAUAAUUGAAAUUACAAAAAAAAACAAUUUUUUCAGUAUAAACAGAUUCUAUGACCUUUUAGUAUUACAAUGAUGAGAGCUUAGGUCAUGUCUCUAUAAGUUUUAUAUAUUCGACUCUAUAUUGGUUCGUUCAUACAUGCCAUAUAUCUACUUAUGAAAAACAUAUUUUUGUCAGUAAUUAAUUUACAAAAAUUUAUUACUCUUGGUUUAAAUCUUAUAAUUUAUCAAGAAUUUUCCUUUUUUUAAUUAAUAAAUUACUUAUGAACUUCGGAAUUGGAGUCGUAUCUAGAAUGCAGCAUUUUCAUAUUUGCUUUUCCGAGUAUUAUGUAUAAUACCACAAUGGAAUUAUCUAGACUUAAUUAAUUAAAGUAUACUUGAUCUACCUGAACACCUAGUAUACCAUUUAUUAUAUCAAUUUAGGGACUUUACUAUUAAAUCGCUCAUCUGGACUAAAUUAAUCAUUAACUAUAUUAACCAAUGUUCGAAUAUAAAGUGUCAUGGAAAUCCAAACACCCAGUAGUAUUUCGGUAAUAUUUGACAUAUAUAUGCUCGUAAUAUCUAAAUGUUCAAAAUUUCUCCCUAAUUGCACGGGGUAUAUUUAAAUUUCUGCUCACUGUCUUUAAUAUUGGGUCGAAGCUAUGAAAAUUUUCUAACGAGUCUAGGCAUUCUUUUAAUGAUUUGAGCAAUAUGUUUCUAGGGUAUUUAAUUCCAUGUUACAUCUGUGUAAUGUCGAAAAGCCACCAGAGUUUGAAGAGGACGCUGUAAAUGUUAUGAACAUCCCACCAAUUAUAUCCCACGCAUAGUCCAUCUGGAACAACUUCGAAGAUAUUGGGAAACAAGAAAGAAGAAAUUUCUUUGGCUAUAUGUAAGCUAAAAUGUUGGGUUCUGAAGUGUUCUUGUGUAAGGAAUCAGACGAAGUUCCAAUAUAUCUAGGUGUGCAUUCAAAUGAAGACGAUUUUGAUCAAGCAAUGGCAUUUAUGUUAUAUUAAAAAAAAUUAGGAUAACAAUACUCACUUCUCUUUUUUCAUACACUCGACAAUUAUACAUGUCAUUAAAUACGAUAAUUUUCCAUUACUGAUUCCAUUUCAGCUGUUCUUGGCACCACUGAUGUCAAUUUCUUCCACGUUUCUGAGUCCAACUGAAGUCGGUAUAAACAAAGUCCAAACCUUCCAUCCGUCUAUAAACGCUUGUCAUUUAAAGGAACUUUCUAUUGGAAAAGCAUCGCCUAUAUCUAUCAGGAACGAUCUUUUAGAGCUAAUAACCUUGUGCGAUAAUCUUGGCUCCCUGUUUUCUCUCUCGUUCUGUACCUCUAGCUCUUAGUAUUAGACUCUGUUAAUGUCAUGUCUGAUUGGAUCCCACGACAGUAUCUUUACUCAUAUUUAUACUACCAGCAUCUCGACCAACAAUUCUGUCUCUUUGGAAUAAGUAGGUUGCUGAAAAUUCGAAUUUCUUUGUGCUCUAAGCAUAAUAAUAAACACUCGUCAAUUCUUGUAAAGUAAAAUCUACAACCACUCGAUUCUAAUAAAGAAGUAUGUGAAAUAUUUUUGAAAAAAAAACUUGGGUGUUCGGGUUAUUACGUUACUAUGUAAUUUUCCAAUUAUGUUUUCUUCUGUAGUGUAAAAGUGAUAUUUUUGAAAAAUGUUUACCAAAAAUAGUGUUUCUGAUUAUACUCCAACAUUUAAUUAUCUAUACUAGUUAAGUAAAAAAAGUUAACUUAAACUGAAAACCAGUUGCCUUAUUUCAAACUAGAAAAUUAUAACAUUUAAGUGAAUACGUAAUACGUAAGAUGCUCCAAACUUUUUAUAAAAAAAGUUCCAUUACUCUAUGUCCCAAAUAUCAAAUAUUUUGUUAAUGAUAAAAAAAAUAAAAACUUUUUUAAAUGGAAAUUUUGAAAAUACUUAUCAGGAGGGAGAGACAUUUUUUAGAUAGGGAUUUAAGGAAAAAUAUAAUCUAUUAUCAAUUCAAAACAUGCCAAAGUAAAAUAUAAAUAUUACGAUUAAUGUUCUAGCAAUUUAUGAUAACCUUUAUAGGGUAGAGUGAAAAAUAUCAGUCGUUAGCAUUAAAUAUGAAAAAAAUGCAUUUUGAAAUAAAAAGCACAAAUUCGGGUGCUUAUCUUUUCUUCUGAAUAGAAUUCACGUGAUGCCAAUGAAAUAAAUUGCAAACGAAGACAAAAUGAACUCAUUUUCGUGCCACACAAAAAGCGUUAUCCAAUACAUACCAGAACGCAGUAUGAAUUAAAAUGAUUUGUAACCAACGCUUACUCAAAUAGGAAAGUGAAAAGUAAGGUUAUUCAAUCAAAUCAUUGAAUGGUAAAGAUAAAGUAAUUUCAUAAUUUUCAAUUGGAUGGAACCACAUAUAUGAGAAAAUGACACAAAAAAAUUCUGUGAAUAGUACAUUACGCACCUAGCAAGAAAAGUAGAGCAUCCUCCCCCAAGUAUACUAUUUUUUCUUCCUCCGGGAUGAAAAAAUUCGCUUUUCGUCCCUGGUAUGCGGGCUAAAAAUGGCCUAUUCUCUCCCUUGAAGAACUUUCUUUUUUUUUUGUUGUAUUAGUACUAUCGAGAUAUUUUCUCAUUGACUAUAGUCUUAGGAGAUGAACCGUAGUAAUUUUUUCAAUCCGCAAUAAUACAUCGUGAUGUGGACCAGAAAUAUUUGAAACCUGCAUAAGUUUCGAUUAUUUAACGUGUCAAAUAAAAAAUAUUGUACCAAUUUUAUUGAUUGAAUCAGAUAUGUCACAUAAAAGAAAUUAGUGAUUGACAAAAUAAUAUGCAAAUUGGAAACUUCUAAUAAUGCAACAAUAAUUGAUUAAAUAACAUACUAAUAACAUAUUAAGUAUGCGAAACUAAAUAAAGACUCUUGUGAUUCUUAGAAAGAUUCAUCCAAAUAAAUUGAAUCAAACUAUGAUGAAAUGUUUGAAAUAAACUUAGUUUCCGUAAUGAAAUGGUUAACUAAAUGUGAAAGUUAAAUGGUCUUGCUAGAAGUUUAUCUCAUUAUUUUCCUAAAUUAUGAUGGGAAACAAAGUUGUUGACCGAUCCGUAGAAACGUCUCGUUUGCUCUAGUAUUUAUUUGAAAGUUAUCACGAUUUUAUACAGUCAGUUUGAUAUUUUCAUUUUUGUUUUCUAUUUUGAUAUUUUUUGCUCUACCUGACUUAUACACAUAGUCCGUAUGCUCUAAAUUUAGGUUGAAUGUACGAACCUUUACCUUGUAAGAUGUAAUAAAAUAUUAUGUGAAUAUUAUUAUUAUUAUUAUUAUUAUUAUUAUUAUUAUUAAGUAAAAUAAAACGAAAUUAUCUGCGCCAAUUUUGCAGUUGACUUUUUUAUUAUAUGUUUAUAAUAAGAGGUGUCUUAUUAAAGUUUUGAGUGAUUUUUGCGAAGAAAUGUCUUCCUUGAUAAUUUAUACAAUUGAAAUACAGUAGAAUGUGAAUAUUAUUGAUAUUAUCUAUGAAAUUAUGUUUAAAUAUUAUUCAUAUUUACCUAAUUCAGACAAACAACUAAUAUGCUAUAUGUUUAAAUCUUACAACUACAACAGAUGGAAGGUGCAAUCUAGUAUUUUUAAACACAACUAAGGACUUAAGGAUUUCACUUCAUUUAUAUGAAAAUCUUCAAACUUAAACUGACGAUUUGCAAUGCAAUAAUACUGUAUAAAAAUUACGAUAAUUGUGUUUAUGUUUUUAUUAAGAUGUAAUACCAAUUGGAAAUCAUUUAUUAAGUUUUUUAUAUUUUGUAGGGGCAAUUACUGAUUUAUUUGUUAUUUAUUGAUCAAUAUUUUGCAUUAGGCAGAAAAUCUUUACCUAAAUCAAGAUUGUUUUCUUAUAAAUUUACCAACUUGAAAAUUAAAUUAAAGUAAAUAAGUGAAAUUAAAGCAAAGUAGGACCUACUUAAAUCAUUGACAUAUUAUAUUAAUUUUUAUAUCUGUUCUACUGUAUUUCCAUAACAAUAGAAAUUUCAUUCUUAUUUUUUUUAUAUCAAAACUCAAAACUGAGACAUUUCUCUGUCAUAUUAAGAUGAUUCGUUAUUUGUAAUUCCCACGUUUUAGAAGUAUCACAAAUGAUUUUUACUUUUGGAUUAUUUUGAAAAUUCUUGUAUCUAUCAUAUAUUAACAGUAAAUUAAUCUCCUAAUCCUUUUUUUAUUUAAUAUUAAUAGUCAAUGAUUAUUAUAAUGUUAUGUUACAGGUCAAUAUUUUUCUUCAAGUGCCAUCUCCAUAUAAUGAAAGUUGGAGACAAUUUCGGCAUACUUAUUUCGGUCCUGAGUGGUGCGAAUUAAAGAUCAUGUGUUCAUACCAGUCCAAUCGUUUAUAUUUUUUAACCAUGAAUGUUGUCUGCGACCAGGUCCACGUUUUCCUUCGAUUUUUCCUUCUAAUAUUAAUUUCAGUAUAUCAUACUUGUUGUUACGGUAUAUGUGGCCCAGAUAAGCGGUCUUUCUUCUCUUUAUUGUUGUAAGUAACUCUCUUUCUUUUCCCGCACGUCUAAACACUUCAUCGUUAGGUAUAUGUUGAGUUCAUGAUAUUUUUAAUAGUCUACGGAAUAUCCACAUUUCAAGCCUCGAGUCUGUUCAUGUUAACCACUUUUAAUGUCCAUGUUUCUGCUCCAUACAAGAUAACUGAGUGCCCGUACGUCUUUAUAAAACGGUAUCUUAAGAAGUUCAAGGUUGCGUUACAUAAUAGGUUUUUCACCUUUAGGAAUUUGGAUCUUCCUUGUUCUAUACGUGAUCUUACUUCGAUGCCAGGGACUACAUUUGUCGUUAUACAGCUGCCAAGAUAUUCAAAUUUCUCAACUUUCUUUAGUGCAGUGUCAUAGAUUUUUUUAUGUUUAGUUGAUGGUUUGGAAGUCUUGCUAUGGCCAUUACUUUUGUUUUUGUUAUAUUAAUUUCCAUGCCUAGCUCUACAACUUUGUUGAUUAGGCGUUGAAGAGCUUCUGGAUUGUCUGCAAUGAUAACCUGGUCGUUUGCAUAACGUUUGUUGCUUAAUGUCCUGCCGUUAAUUUUUAUUCCAUCCUUAUCAUCGCCUAUUGCUUGGUUAAAUAUAUGCUCAGAGUACAUAUUAAACAAUAUUGGUGACAAAACACAACCGGUUUUGAUGUCAUUUGUCCAUAUCGAACCGUUGGCUCUUGGUUCCAAUUAAGAUUUCUAAUAAACUCGAUAUCUUGUUUGUUUAACUCAUUUUUCGGAAGUAAUGUCAGAAUGACUCAUCACAUUUCUUGGCUUUUGAUUUCAUAGGGAGGGGAAUAAAUACAGAGGUAAGCCAGUCUUUUGGAAUGUUACCUGUUGCAUGAACUUCCUGUAGUAACUGGAACAGUGGCAACAAAUUUUCUUCUUCUAUUAGUUUUAUCAUUUCUAUGUGGAUAUCGUCCGGACUCGUUGCUUUUUAUGUUUUUACUCAGCUUAAGUGCUUUGAUUAUCUCUGAUUUUGGCAUUUUUAGAAUCUAUUGAUAUUCAUUAUUCCUGUAGAAUAUUCGUGGCGUAUCGCUAGCGAAUGUUAUCCGUAUAUACUUUUAAUAAUUCUUGCUCUUCUGUUACCAUUCCAUUGCUUUCAUUUAGUAUACCUGAUACGGAUUGAAUUUUGUUGGAAUACGUUACCUCUUUUAUUUUCUUAUGAACUCCGUGGCUGUCCUGUUUAUUCUGAAGUAAUUCAAUCUUCUCGCACCUUUCUUUCUUAUUUCUCUAUUUAUUUUUUUGUAUUUUUCGAUGUUUUUAUGCUUAUCCAUUGUCUGAUUGUCCAUUAUCAGUAGAAUUUCUUAUCCAUUCUUUUUUGGUCUUUGGGCUGGCAUAUCCUAUUUCUUCUUGUUCUACUUUUACUAUUGCAUGUUUAAUUUGAUCCAAGACAUAUUCUAUAUUCGUUUCUGGUGUUGUAGUUGACUUUAUUGUUGCAAAUUUUUCAUUUAUUUGUUCUUUUGCUUUUGUUUGUGUAUCUUUGCCUUCAAGUUUUUUCAUGUCAUUACUUUUUUUGUUACUCUUUCUUAGCCCUUUUAAUUUCAUAUCGAGGUUACAGGUCAAUAUUACAAUUUUUAAUCUGUUAAUAUGUCAUAUUUGAUACACAAUUAUAAAAACAAAAAUUUAAAAAUCUCACUAUAAAUUAUUCCAAUUUUAAUAAGCGUUAAGACAUUCCUUUAGUACAAACAGAUAAAGAUUACUAAGUAUUUAGUGGAUUAUUUUGCAUGUACCGAAUUAUCUUAAAUGAUUUGACUUUUAGGUGAUAUAUUUGUAUAUAAGCUACCUUUUUAGUCUGAUAUAACCAGAAAAAACAAUAACACUCGUUAUAUUUUCCAUUUUUUAUCUUUUAUUACUAUAUAUGUAUUUUGUAUGUAUUAUAUGUAUGUACAUGUAUGUUACAAAACAUGGCCAGUCAAAUGUAUUAGUAUUAAGUAUUAUAUUUCAGGAAAAAAUAUAUUUUCGAAAUUUUUCCUAAUGAAAGGAAAUAAUUAAAAGCGACUUUCAAAUGCGUUUGAUAUUUUGACUUCCAAUAGUUAUAUACAUCAAUAACCAAAUCAAAAAUAUUAAUCUAUGUCAGGGAUAAAGUGAGCUCAACAGGUUGAAGUGGGUAUUAUCAAUGUUUUGCAGCGAAGGAUUUAUAAAGAUUUCAUCUUUAAACCAUUCCUAGAUGAAGCUCUUAAUUCCCAUUCAUUACAGCAAGUUAAAUUUGAAUGUCAAAUAAAAUAUUCGCAGAAAUUUUUUAUUCAAUAUUUUGUUUUAAUCUAGUAUUUUCUAGUAUUUUUCAAUGUAGAUCUUUAAUUUGUCCCUGCUGAAAUAUUUGUUCAUAAAUUUAGCAAAUGCUGUAUGCGAUCAUACCCUUUAUUUUCUCUCUGCUUCAGAUCAUUUUUCAUAAUGUUUAUAUACGUUUAUGUUAGAGACAACUAAGCUUAUGGCUUUGACACUAUUUGAGCUUAAAUCGACUAGGAUUGGUUAAACCCAAUCUUAACAUGUUAACCCUUAGAUACACGAGUCUUAGUGAGUAUACUCUUUACCCGCUACUGGCAUCUGGUUUCGCGUUUCAAUUUUCCGUUGAUUUCGAACGUUUUAAUUUUUUUUUAUUUUGCUUACUAUUACAGUUUAUUACUUACCAAAUUACCAAAGUUUUCAGGAAAUGUAUCACACAAUAAAUAAAAUCUACAAAAGGUGUAUAUUUUAAGUAAAUUUUGAAUCUCACAAAGAAAAAAUCACACAAUGAAGAAUUGAAUAUUACAAAAGAAAAAUUAUUAGAGAAAAUGUUGUAUGCUUCGAAAAUAUUUAAAUAGGUUUAAGACUCAUUGGAGAAAAAUGCAUAUAUGUAAAAAUAUUGUACAAUAUUUUCUUCGCGACAUGUUUCUUCAUUUCGACAACAGUGAACUGAAGUUUCUAUUGUUUCUAUGUUUGCAACAUUCAUGGCAUGGACCUCUCCUUGUUUGAGAUGUGUUUUGGAACAAUUCAGGCGAUUCUUCAUAUUUUAAGAGGAAAGCUUUCCAUUUUAAUGGAAGAUUCUUGAUUUCGGCUCGUUCUUUCAGGUGCUCUUCGAGGAGUUCAAACGCCACCCCUUCCAGAAAUUCUUCUCGCUUCUUUUUCUUAUCAUUUUCAACUGCAUUGUUCGCGGUAUAAAUAACAAAUGCAUUUAUUCUAACCAUGUCUUAAAAUCUGGCUGGUGGUCAUCGGUAUGUUUAUCUCUUUUUUGAGUAGUUAGCACACAUUUGAUCGACAGUGUCCACUCCCCCUUUUGUGCUAUUGUAGUCUAAAAUUAUUUUAGGCUUUCCGGUUUCAGGACAAACUUCGUCAUCAUCGUGUAUGGUGGAGGGAAGAAUCAUGCAUUUAUUUUUUUUAGUCAUGUAAGACACAAUCUUGGAAGCCAGAUAUUGAAGAACCAAUUGGUCGACUUGAGGAUGGAAGGAAUUCUCGAGAGAUAUCGGACUUAUUUUCUUUCAUUGCUCCUAAAAAUGUUAUUCCAUUUUGAAGCAAAUAUAUGAACAAAUUAUAACUGGAGUAACAAUUUUCAGUUGUAAGGUUACGUUUUGAGUUAUUUAUUGGUUCUCUUAGGCGUUUUACAAUUUCGUCCGGUUUAUUUGAGGCCAUGUACGGGUCUGGUAGUUGAAUACCACAAUAAAUUUCGAAAUUGUAAACGUAAAAUGUCUUAGCGUCGCACAUAGAAUACGUUUUCAUGCCAUACUUCGCAGGUUUGUCUUGCAUAUAAACAACAAACCCACGCCAGGGGUAUAGCAUCAUCAAUUGUAAUAAAUUCUGAUAAACUUUAAUUUUUCUGAAAGUUUUUAUUCAACAUCGAAUAAAUUUCUCUCACUGGUGCCAGUUUAUCAAAUAUUAUCCGUUAUUUUCGAGUUCUUACAUCAUCAAAACCUGUAGCAAAAGUCGGAAUCUGUUGAUACCAUAUGCCGCCCUAUAUUGUAAGUCCUCUUCCAUUCUUCUUCCAAACACACCUAGUAUCAGCUUUUAUUUAUUCCCAAUAUAUAUAAAACACCAAAGAGCGCCUUUAUUUCAGAACGGAAAGUUCUUUUGCAAUCUCUCUCCCUUGUGAUGCUUCGGUAAGGUUAGAAAUAGAAAAAAGGCAUCAGUCUCCGAAUGUGCGUCCCUGGCAUUUCAUAAAGGUCCGGAUAAAACUUUUAUGAAGUUUUUUGAUGAUGUUCUAGCACUUGGCGCGACUUUUGGUCUACAAAGCCAAAAUGUAUAGUUGUUUUUGUCCUGCCCCAAAAAUACAUCAACAUGCAAAGAGUUACAUACUUGUGGAGUUGGUUCAACUUCAUCACCAGACAGUUCGCUGUUACUGGAAUGAUUAUCGUUGAAAAUAGUCUUCUCAUCUCCGCCGGAAUCAUCACUGAAGUCAAAAGCUGCCUCUUCCUCUAACGGUUCCAUCAGGAGCUUCUGUAUCUCCUCAUCAGAUAAGAAUCUUCUCGACCUAAAGAAAUAUAAAUAUACAAAAUAAAUAAAAUCAAUAAUAGCUAAUUAUUGAGAAAGUAACAAACAAAAAUUAAGAAAAAAGUACUUACAUGAAUGCGGCAAAAAUGGAACCUCUCUCUUUGGUCUCUAACUGACUGUAAAUCCAAGAAUCACGACGUUCCCUUCCAUUGAUUCUGUGUAGACUUGUUGAGGGAUACUAAGGAGCUGGAGGAAGGGUUCUAAAAUAGACCUGGACAAUUCAAACUAACCAAAACUACGACACGGGGUGCCGCUUAGCAUGUAACUAAGGGUUAAAGACGCAAACUCUAGAAAUCCUUCCGGUUUUAUCCUCAAAGCAUUGGUAAUCUCCUGUUGAAAUUAGGUUAAUUCCUAUUUUUCUUAUACUAAAUCACAUACAUUUACUUCCAAUUAUUUAUCAAAAAGAUACGCACAUAAUAUAAAAACACUCUCCAAAAAUAGACUUCCACGAUGUUUUAAAUUGAGCUGCAUAUUUUUUUAUAUUUCUGAGUAAUAUUCAAUAACCCAUUAAUAUAAAAUUGAAUAAAAGCAUGUCAGAAGUUCAACAGAAAUACUUUCUAAGUAGAAACCAAAAUACAAAACUUGUUAAAGUAGUGAGGACUUAAUAUCUCCACUAUUACUUAUUUUUUAUGAAUUUAUUUUAUAGAAAUCAAAUAGUACUUACAAUUCUUCUUCUUAAAAAUAUAAAUAUUGAAUAAUUUCAUGAAUAUAUAAGAGUAGUUGCAGCUUAAAAGUUAUUUUGCAAGCAAUGGAAACUGAUAAUUGCUCAUAUAAACAAUGUCGUCAAAUAAGAAAUAGUGAAGCCAGCAGUAUCGGAAAGUAAGCUUAGGUAUCGAUACACGGUGUUCAUCGUUGGACAAUAUCCAAUCCAAUUCAUUUAGCUAAAUUAGAAAAUCUGGUACCGUUGGUUAUAUUCAUACUGAACACACUGUUUACACCUCGACUACAACACUCACAAUGACACAGGCGAUUCUUUAUAUUUCAAGUUAUCGUUUCAGGUAAACUUACUUUGAGUCUUUGAAAACGAUAAUUUGGUUAUCGAAACGUGCGUCGGACAGUGUGAUUGUGACUAUUGGUUGUAGUUGUGGUGUAAACAGUGUGUUCAGUACAAUCCAUCUAGAGAAAGUGGAAGAUUUUUGAUAAUAAGCAACAAGAAAAAAUUCUGAUUAAUAUUUCAAAUGCAUAUAAAUUGUUUAAAAAUUGUUAUUUGUUGAGGUUGAAUUAAUUUUGGAAAAUGGAUAUAGGUAAGAUUUCAAUUGAAAUAUAUUUUUUAAUGAAGGCCAAAUAAUUCGAUAAAAUAUAGGUAUAUUUAGAUAAGAGAUUUUUUAAUUCUUAAUUUAUAUUUUUUUCCAUGUUUUUCAUAUACAAGUAUAUCCAUAUUAUAUGUAUGUAUAAAUGUAUAUGCUCUAGUUGUUGCACAAAUCUUUUAUUAACUCUUUAUUUUAAAUUUUAUUCAAAAUUUUCGUCAUCCAGUCAAACUGACGGCGAAAUUUCGUAUGCUAGCUUGUAUUUCUGCUCAGUGCAAAAUAAACGUUAAAAUAAAUACUGUUAAAAUUA